CCUUGUCUUUAGACGGAGUACUUCAAAACUUGCUGCAACCAUCUGAAGUGGUUACUUUUUUGGUUAGAACAACCUCCUGAACCAGCUCACUUGCCUGGUCAUAUGGACAUUGUCUCAGACCAGAGGAGGAAGAAGUGUGUUGGUAGGAAAGAGGGGACAACUGCACUCUUGAUACAGUCACGCUCUUGUGGCAGGAGGAGGCUAUUGACCUGAGAUGGAAGUCAAAACAUCAUUUAGCAAAAACAGUAGGACUUCUGAAACUGUAUCCACAUUAAUUAAUGAAGAAUUUGUCCUGGUUCAUCAGCAAUCUGAAGACACCUGUGGAAAAGAUGAAAAACCUCGGCUAAAGGUAUUUGCAAGUGGAGAUGAUCAGCUGGAGAAGGCAAUGGAAGAGAUACUGAGGGAUUCUGAAAAAGACCAGAAUGAUUUCACUGUUCUUCAAGAAGGUUCCAGUGAUGCCUGCAGCCAGGCAGCUGGAGAUAGGUCAUCAGGUCAAACAUAUCAACCAUCUUUGCACCUUGUUUUAGACCCUUCUACUACAGAAAUCUCUGCACCAAGGCCAUCUUCUCCCAGUGAACCCCUGGAAGAGGACAGCGUAUUGUUUAACAAACUGACUUAUUUAGGUAGCACAAAGGUGUCUGCCCCUCGAAAUGAACCAGAAGCUCUACAUGCCAUGGCAAACAUGAAAUCCUCAAGUCGGGCCCCUUUACCUGUAACGCUUUAUGUUCCAAACAUUCCAGAAGGCUCUGUAAGAAUAAUAGAUCAAUCAAACAAUGUGGAGAUUGCCUCUUUUCCAAUCUAUAAGGUGUUGUUUUGUGUGCGUGGACAAAAUGGGACUUCAGAGAGUGACUGUUUUGCAUUUACUGAAAGCAGCUGUGGAACUGAAGAGUUCCAGAUUCAUGUUUUCUCCUGUGAGAUUAAAGAGGCAGUCAGCCGGAUUUUAUAUAGUUUCUCAACAGCAUUUAAACGGUCUUCCAAACAAGCAUCUGAUCAUGUUAAGGACUUUGUUCUUCCUACUCCAGAUAGUGAUGUGUACACUUUCAGUGUUUCCCUAGAAGUCAAAGAAGAUGAUGGAAAAGGGAAUUUUAGCCCUGUGCCAAAGGAUAGAGAUAAGUUAUAUUUCAAACUUAAACAGGGAAUUGAGAAGAAAGUGGUAAUUACAGUUCAGCAACUUUCAAACAAAGAACUAGCCAUUGAAAGGUGCUUCGGGAUGCUACUAAGCCCUGGACGAAAUGUGAAGAACAGUGACAUGCAUUUACUAGACAUGGAAUCCAUGGGGAAGAGUUCUGAUGGGAAGGCUUAUGUAAUUACUGGAAUGUGGAAUCCUAAUGCACCCAUGUUUCUAGUACUUAAUGAGGAAACUCCUAAAGAUAAGCGUGUGUUCAUGACUGUGGCAGUGGAUAUGGUUGUUACUGAAGUAGUAGAGCCAGUCCGCUUUUUGCUGGAGACCGUUGUGCGUGUGUACCCUGCCAACGAACGCUUCUGGUACUUCAGCAGAAAAACCUUCACAGAAACUUUUUAUAUGAAGCUAAAGCAGUCUGAAGGGAAAAGUCACACAAGUGCUGGGGAUGCAAUUUAUGAAGUUGUCAGUCUACAAAGAGAAUCUGCAAGAGAGGAAGAACUGGUCAGCCCGACAAGUGGAGGAGGGCCUAUGUCAUCAUCCCAAGAGGAUGAGGCAGAAGAAGAGAGUGAUAAUGAACUCUCCAGUGGCACUGGUGAUGUGUCAAAGGAUUGUCCUGAGAAGAUUUUGUAUUCCUGGGGAGAAUUACUGGGCAGAUGGCACAAUAAUCUUGUUGUGAGGCCAAAUGGAUUAUCUACCCUGGUGAAAAGUGGGGUUCCAGAAGCGCUAAGGGCGGAGGUGUGGCAGUUGCUGGCAGGAUGCCACGACAGCCAGGCAAUGCUGGAUAAAUACAGAGUUCUCAUCACUAUGGAUUCUGCUCAAGAGAGUGUCAUUACACGAGAUAUUCAUCGGACAUUUCCAGCACAUGAUUAUUUCAAAGAUACAGAAGGAGACGGUCAGGAAUCUCUAUACAAAAUCUGUAAGGCAUACUCUGUCUAUGAUGAAGACAUUGGCUAUUGCCAGGGACAGUCUUUCCUUGCAGCUGUGCUUCUACUUCAUAUGCCAGAGGAGCAGGCAUUCUGUGUAUUUGUGAAAAUAAUGUAUGACUAUGGCUUGAGGGAACUCUACAGAAAUAACUUUGAAGAUCUCCAUUGCAAAUUUUUCCAGCUGGAGAAGUUAAUGCAGGAGCAGUUACCAGACUUGUAUAGCCAUUUCUCAGACCUCAACUUGGAAGCUCAUAUGUAUGCAUCCCAGUGGUUCCUCACUCUUUUUACUGCCAAGUUUCCACUCUGCAUGGUCUUCCACAUCAUUGACUUACUACUUUGUGAGGGUAUGAACAUAAUCUUCCAUGUAGCUUUGGCUCUCCUAAAGACCUCAAAAGAGGACCUUCUACAAGCUGAUUUUGAAGGAGCUUUGAAAUUCUUCAGGGUUCAGUUGCCCAAGAGGUACAGAGCUGAAGAGAACGCCAGAAGACUGAUGGAACAAGCCUGCAACAUUAAGGUGCCAACAAAGAAGCUGAAGAAAUAUGAGAGAGAGUACCAAACCAUGCGAGAGAGUCAGCUGCAGCAGGAAGAUCCUAUGGACAGAACAUCAAGAAUUAGGAAAAUCUUUGAUUGA
This is a messenger RNA of Calidris pugnax (ruff), 2677 nucleotides long. Its product is annotated as rab GTPase-activating protein 1-like. The transcript is spliced from 21 exons. Lineage: Eukaryota; Metazoa; Chordata; Aves; Charadriiformes; Scolopacidae. The coding region runs from base 215 to 2677 and encodes 820 amino acids. The record is from RefSeq and is a predicted model, not a curated record.